This is a messenger RNA of Leptonychotes weddellii (Weddell seal), 485 nucleotides long. The record is from RefSeq and is a predicted model, not a curated record. NCBI's taxonomy places the organism in Eukaryota, Metazoa, Chordata, Mammalia, Carnivora, Phocidae.
GUUGCAGGCGCCCGCGAGCCGGAUGCGGUGCGUGGACGAAAGAUGCAUCAUGGAAUGAAUCCGAGCCCGGGGGACGGAUUUCUGCAGCAGCAGCAACCCCCGCCGCCGCAGCCGCCGCAGCCGCCGCCCCCCCGCAGGCUGCUGGCCGCCGUCCUGGGGAUCCAGCUGGCGCUGUGCUUCGGCCCCGCACAGCUCACAGGCGCGUGGUUCCAGCCCCCACGCCUCCAAAAUCCUCCUGGGAGGUGUUGCCUCGAGAGAACACGUGAGCACCAACCCACGGACACCGUGGAGUCAUCUGUUCUCAAUGCCCUUGAGCUCUUUGUGGCCCUUGACGGCUCCUUCUAGAGAGUCUCCUCCCAUGGCUGCCGGGCAUCACCCACCGGCUGUUCCUCCUCCUGGGCAUCCGUCUGUCCGUCCGUGCCAGCCGAUGCAGCCUGGACUCGACUUUCAUCCAGACCUGGGGUCCUCCUUCCACUCGGAGUUCU